GGCGCUCGCCUGGCGCAGCGCGGGGCUGGAGGCGCAGCCUGCUGGGAGGCGGCGCGAUGGCGGGCUCUGCGGGUCUCUCCUCGUCGCCGAGCUCCCCCGCCGUCAGAGAGCUGUGCAAGAACGCGCGGGACACCUUCCUGGAGGCCUCUCGGCUGCUCCUCACCUACGCGGACAACAUCUUGCGGAAUCCUUAUGAAGAAAAAUACAGAUCGAUUCGAAAUGGAAAUCCAGCGUUUUCCACGAGGUUGUUGCCCGUCAGGGGAGCGGUUGAGUGUUUGUUUGAGAUGGGAUUUCAGGAGGGAGAAACUCACAUGGUUUUCCCUAAGGAGGCAUCUAUUGAGCAACUACGUAAAGUCAGAGAUCUAAUUGCUGUAGAGAGGAGUAGCAGGCUGAAUGAGUCGAAUCAAGUCCACAGAUCAGCAUCUUCUGAAACUGUAGCCAUCACUCAGGCAAUUGCACAUCAGCCUUCAAGACCUGCUGGCUCUGUUCCUACCCCUGACCAUCAGCAGCCGGAACCAUCACUUCUGCAGUCUCUCAAAAUGGCUGCAGAUAUCCUGACAACACUUCAAAGCAAAUGUGACCAUCUUAUAUUAGCGUAUGAGAGUACUUCUCUUCAGCAGAAAGCACUGGCUUUGAUUCCCCUUCAGCAAUUGAAAGAGAAGGCUCAGAGAAAGCUAGCACAAGCUACCAGACUGGACAAAGGUGAACAUGUGAAUGAAGAGGACUUCUUGUUGUUGGAGCUCUUGAACUGGUUUAAGAAUGACUUCUUUCAUUGGGUAGAUAAUCUGCCUUGCAGCAGGUGUGGUGGUCAGACUGAAGGUAAAAGAGACUACCUGUCACCAACUGAUGAUGAUCUAAGGUGGAAUGCUGAUAGAGUGGAAAAUCAUUACUGCAGCCAGUGUCAGUUCUGUAAUAGAUUCCCAAGGUAUAAUAAUCCAGAGAAACUUCUGGAAACCAGACGUGGACGCUGUGGCGAGUGGGCUAACUGUUUUACACUGUGUUGCAGAGCUGUGGGGUUUGAAGCUAGAUAUGUCAGGGAUUGGACAGAUCAUGUAUGGACUGAAGUAUAUUCUGCGUCUCAGAAAAGAUGGCUUCACUGUGAUCCCUGUGAAAAUGUCUGCGAUAAACCUCUCCUCUAUGAAAUUGGUUGGGGAAAGAAGCUCUCCUACGUAAUUGCGUUCUCCAAAGAUGAGGUUGUUGAUGUCACGUGGAGAUACAGCUGUAAGCAUCAGGAAGUACUCGCUAGAAGGACAGCACUCAGUGAAGCUAAACUGCGUGAAACAAUUAAUGCAAUCAAUAAAAAGAAACAACAAUCUUUGUCAGAAGGCAGAAGAAAAGAGCUCUUGGAAAGAACAAUUGUGGAACUUGCUGAGUUCAUUUCUCCUAAAACACCUAAACCCGGGGAAUUUGGUGGAAGGACAUCAGGUUCAAUGGCUUGGAGAAUAGCCAGAGGUGAAACUGGUUCAGAGGAGAGAAAAGAAGUGAUUUUUAUUCCCUCUGAAAAAGAGAAGGCUUCUAAACUUUUCCACCUCAUGUACAAUGUUGUAGAAGAUAGUUAUACACGGAUUUCCAAUAAUAAUGAACAAAUAACUGGCUGGGGAACAGGUAUUUGGAAGGCAGAGUCUAUUGCGAGAAAGGUUGAAACAGAUUGGAAGAUGGUUUAUUUAGCCAGAAAAGAGGGGUCAUCCUCUGCUUCCAUCAGCUGGAAGUUCGAGUGCAAAUCAGUUGGUCUAAAAAUAGAUAACAUUUCAAUUAGGACAAGCAGUCAGACAUUUCACAGUGGAAGAAUCAAGUGGAGACUUUACUCUCCCACAGCAGAAGUUAUUCUGGUAGGAGAUAACAGUCUCUCCUCCUAUUCAGAUUUUUGUGGUGCAACAGAAGUUACACUGGAAGCAACUCUAAGUGGAGGGGAUGGUAAAGCUGCGUGGCAACACACACAGCUGUUCAGAAACAGCUUAGCAGGAUGUGGAGAAAAUUGCUUGGAGAUGAUUAUAAAACUUGCUGACCUCUGAGAACCUGAAGUAAAGUGAACUUCAUUGGAUUCCUUGAAGAUGCCAUACUGUGGAUAUAACACAAAGUCUUGGUUGGCAGUUCCUGACUAUCCUGCAGACAGCUUAUUCCCGUUUCAAUCCUUCCAUUUUGCCAAAUGGAAACUGCACGGGUUCUGAAUAGGUAACCAUCAAAAUGAAAGCCUUCUUUGCUUUGAAACUCAAAAAUUAAGGGGUUGAUCCAUUAAAUUAAUGCUAUUUCCAUAAACUGUAAAGAAAAGAAAGCGUUUCUUAGAAACCAAAAUGUGAUCAUAGGAGCUCAGAGCAAUUUUAAGUUGGAGUUUUGUGGUUGGCUUACUGGUUGUUGGGGUUUUUGUUUUCUUUUUUUUUAAUCUACGUCUUGCAAAAACAAUGUGAAUUCCAUUUUCUGAUUACAAAAAAUGCAUUGUGAUGAUUUUAAAAUAUUUUUAAAAUUAAUAGACAAAUAUUUUCAAGGAAAGAUCUGAUUUUUGUGUAACAAUUAGCUGAAAUUAAGAGAAAUAUGAUAGCAAUCUUAAAAUGAUCUUAUUGUACAUCUAAGUAUUAAACUUAUGUUUGAUACAUAGAAAUAUUUGGGGUAUGAUAAUAGAUUAAUUUUGAAAGAAAUGUUCAUUAUGUACCUAAGAUUUUAUCCUGGCUUGUGAUAUGAAAUCAAGACUUAAAAAUGAUUAUCAGAUUUUUUUCUAUGAAAAAGAUCAUUCAUUAUACAUACUCUUUUACAAUAUAAAUUCAAAUCUAUGCACCUUUAAAAAAGAUUUAUGUAGUGUGUAGGUGUUGAAAUCAUUUUUUAAGCUAACGUCUUGAGGUGCUUUGAAUGCUGUUCCCAAAUUUAGUGUAAAAGUGUAACAAAGUCAUAUACUGUAUACAAUGUUUAAGUUUCUUUGCAUUGGGUAUAAUAAAACCGCCACCCAGGAGAUUUCAGAUGUAGCAGUGCUGUGAAUAAAGUAUGGAUUGAACGUUCA
Molecule: messenger RNA, 2989 nt
Organism: Gallus gallus (chicken)
Lineage: Eukaryota; Metazoa; Chordata; Aves; Galliformes; Phasianidae
Gene: NGLY1
Product: N-glycanase 1
Exons: 12
Coding region: 57-2012 (651 amino acids)
Biological process (GO): protein quality control for misfolded or incompletely synthesized proteins; protein deglycosylation; glycoprotein catabolic process
Cellular component (GO): cytosol; nucleus; cytoplasm
Molecular function (GO): peptide-N4-(N-acetyl-beta-glucosaminyl)asparagine amidase activity
Source: RefSeq, marked provisional